UAUUCUCAUCGCCAAAUUUGACCCGCAAAUUCGUUUCGACGAGACAAGGACAAAAUCCAACCAUGACAAUCCUUUUUUUAAUCUGUAUCAUCCUUAUUUUAUUUCGUAAAACUCCAAUAAACUGGAACAAAACUCGCUAUUCACAAUUCCCAUUCCGUAGAGUUCAAAGAGAGAUGGGGAGCAUGGAGCAUUUGCCACGAGAAUUGGUGUCAAACAUCCUCUCGAGGUUGCCAACGAAGGUGUUGCUGAGAUGCAAGUUAGUUUGCAAGUCCUGGUUUGAUCUCAUAACUGAUCCUCAUUUUAUUACCAAUUAUUACUUUUUCUACAACAAUCUUAUGCACUUUCAAAGCCAAGAGGAGCAACUCUUGGUCAUUCGCAGACCCUUUCUUUCUGGCCUUAAAACUUACAUUUCUGUUCUUUCUUGGAAUAUCAAGCAACCCAAAGGACUUGUUUCCUCUGAAGUUUUAAACCCUCCCUAUGAAUAUAAUUCUGACCAUAAAUACUGGACUGAAAUAUUGGGUCCUUGCAAUGGUGUAUAUUUCCUUGAAGGCAAUCCAAAUGUUAUCAUGAAUCCUUCUCUGAGACAGUUCAGGGCUUUGCCUGAAUCCCAUUUCACUUGUCCCAUUGGCACUUACUCUUUCACUUAUUAUGCUGGCUUUGGCUUUGACACCAAAACUAAUGACUAUAAAGUUGUUGUGAUUAAGGAUCUUUGGUUAAAGGAAACAGAUGAACGAAAACUUGGUUAUUGGACAGCUGAGUUAUAUAGCCUUAAUUCCAAUUCUUGGAGGAAACUUGAUGUUUCUCUCCCACUUCCCAUUGAGAUUUGGGGUUCUUCUCGUGUUUAUACUUAUGUGAACAAUUGUUGUCACUGGUGGGGCUAUGUUGAUGAGUUUGGUAGAAUUGAAGAUGUUGUUCUAGCAUUUGACAUGGUCAAUGAAGUCUUCAGAAAGAUUAAAGUACCAAGAAUACGUUGUUCCUCAGAAGAAGAUUUUGCUACUCUUGCACCCUUUAACGAAUCUGCUACCAUUGGUUUCAUUGUUUACCCUGUGAGAGGAACAGAUAAAUGCUUUGACGUGUGGGUAAUGAAAGAUUAUUGGGACGAAGGGUCUUGGAUUAAGCAAUACACAGUUGGACCCACAGAAGUUAUUUACAAGCUUGUGGGGUUUUAUGGAAGCAAUCGAUUUCUUUGGAAAGACAGUAAUGAAAGGCUAGUGUUGUAUGAAUGUGACUCUGAACAAACAAGGGAUCUUCAGGUUUAUGGAAAGUAUGAUUCAAUAAGAGCUGCUAGAUACAUGGAAAGCCUUGUUUCACUUGAAAGGGAAAACGAGUAUAGUCACCAAUGUUUUUCAUGUAGUUUGGUUCCAGACCCUCUACUAAAUCAGAGGGAAUGAUCUUAUUUCCAUUUUAUAAAUCAAAUUAUAAACUUGUUCGAGACCCUUUAGUAGGGUCUUUUUACUGCUUUGUUGCUUGUAGAUCAGAGCCUCGUUAGUUGUCAUGCAAGAUGAGAUUGCUGAAAUCUGCUGAUAGCAGCAUCAUGAUGUACUAGAUAAAUGUUAGUUUCCUUCUUGAAUAUGAAAUUUGGGGUCUUUUCUCGACCAAAUUAACAAGUAUACUCAUGUUAGAAUUCUCAUUGUCUAACUAUUAGAAAUUGGAACUUUCAAAAGUUGAAUGUGCGUAUUAAAAUUGAAGA
This is a messenger RNA of Gastrolobium bilobum, 1690 nucleotides long. RefSeq names its product F-box protein CPR1-like. The transcript has a single exon. Gene Ontology annotation, molecular function: protein binding. The record is from RefSeq and is a predicted model, not a curated record. Bases 63 to 1391 code for a protein of 442 amino acids. Lineage: Eukaryota; Viridiplantae; Streptophyta; Magnoliopsida; Fabales; Fabaceae.